AGUGCGACCUUCGCUCUUGCGGUCCGUUGGAUGAAAGCUAAAGCGCCCCGCCAAAAUCCCUCCAACGAAUCGCAUCAAUGGCCACCAAUCUUCCUUCCAACGACUCUUCACCUCGAUCACAGCCGACAUUUUGCCAACCCCCACCCCCCCAUCUCUCUCUCUAUUUCUCACUCUCCUUUUUAUUUCCACCUUCCCCUUCGCUCAUCACCCUUCUCUCUACUUUCACUAUCUAUUCUUCUCUGCUCCGUGUCCAUUUGAAGGCCUUUUGUGUGUGUGCGCGCGUGUGUCGGUCUAGCAGAGCCAUUCUUCCGGUUUUGGGACUUGCCCACAUUGGAAUGUGGUGAACAAACCUGAAAUUGCUUCUUCUUCACAUGCAGUUCUGUUUUCUGAAUCUGGGUUUUGUGGUGAUUCUGUGUUUUUUUUCCCUUUUCUUGUAAUGGGUUUCGUGAUUCUGCUGGAUUUUUCACCUGGGUUUCUAUUUUGAGAUUUCUCUUUUGGGGGUUGAAGAAACAUAGUGGAUAAAGUGAUGGACCAGAAGAGCUGGCUUUGGAGGAAGAAAUCAUCAGAGAAGAUCAUCGUUUCAAGUGAUAAAGUAAACCUCUCUGUGAAUAAGAAUGAAGAAGAGACACUUCUUAUAGACAAAGCACGGUUAGAGAAAGAUCUUGAGAUUGCAAAUGAUAAGCUUUCUGUAGCUCUCUCUGAUUGUAAGACAAAAGAUGAACUUGUGAAGAAACUUACAAACAUGGAACAAGAAGCCAUUGCCAGAUGGGAAAAGGCAAAAUCUGAAGUAGCAAUCUUAAAGCAAGAUCUCAAUGAUGCUGUACAGAAGAGGGUUGCUGGUGAAGAGAGAUUGAUUCAUUUAGAUGCAGCUUUAAAGGAAUGUAUGCAGCAGCUCCGGUUUGUUCGAGAAGAGCAGGAACAGAGGAUUCAUGAUGCUGUCUCAAAGACAUCGAAUGAAUUUGAAAAAACCCGAAAGAUUUUGGAGGAGAAGUUAGCUGAUGCUGGUAAAAGGCUUUCGAAAUUGGGUGCGGAGAACACUCAACUUAGCAAGGCUUUGUUGGUGAAGGACAAGAUGAUUGAAGAUCUAAAUAGAGAGUUGAUCGGUGUGGAAACGGAUCUUAAUGCUUUAGUAUCGAGAUUAGAAUCCACGGAGAAAGAAAAAGGUUCUCUAAAGUAUGAAGUUAGAGUUCUUGAAAAGGAGGUCGAGAUUCGGAAUGAGGAGCGAGAAUUUCAUAGACGAACUGCUGAUGCAUCGCAUAAGCAACAUUUGGAGGGUGUGAAAAAGAUUGCAAAGCUAGAAUCUGAGUGUCAAAGGCUGCGUCUCCUCGUUCGGAAGAGGUUGCCAGGUCCUGCGGCCUUGGUAAAGAUGAAAAAUGAAGUUGAAAUGCUAGGAAGGGAUUCAUUUGAGAUCAGAAGACGGCAAUCGAAUCCAACAAGUUCUUUGGACUCUUCACUAGAGAGCUCUCCAGAGACUCGUAACGAACGUCUUAAUGUUGCAACUUGUAGAGUGUCAGCUUUGGAAGAAGAGAACUGUGCCCUCAAGGAAGCUCUCAACAAAAAGAAUAACGAACUUCAAGUUAUAAAAAUCAUGCAAGCUCGCACAUCUUCGUUACAAGUUGCAUCACCCCAUGAAUUAUCGAAUGGUCAAAAAGUUAUGGAAUCAGGAAAAAGUGGUCUAACAUUGUCUGAGCUUCCAGUUGCCUCGAUGUCUGAUGCGGGGAGCGAUGAUAAGGGUAGCUCUGCUGAAUCAUGGGCUUCUCCAUUGAUUUCGGAAUUCGAGCACUUCAAAAAUGGAAAGCUAAAAGGAUCGCCAACAACGUGCAAAAUAGUUGGAUCUUCUGAUUUGGAACUGAUGGAUGACUUUGUUGAAAUGGAGAAAUUGGCUAUUGUCUCUGUUGAAAAAUCUGCUGCAAAUUCUCAUAUUCUUUCGAAUGAAGUUAAUGGAAAACCGAAGUCCGUGGAAACUGAGCUAAAUAGAUGUUACCCUGAAGCAAUGUCGAAAAGUAGUAAUCCGGGCUCCUGUUUAACAUACCCAGAUGUUAUAUCUGGAGAUGUAUCAAUGGGUAAAGUUCCUGAUUGGCUUCAAAAUAUCUCGAAAAUGGUCCUUGACCAAAGUAGUGUAUCCAAAAGAGACCCCGAACAAAUACUGGAGGAUAUUCGAGCAGCGAUGAUACACCGGAGUCCUGAACAACUUAUUGAUACAGAACUGUUUGCAAAUCGUUGUGAUGAACUUAAUGUCCCUUGUGAUAAUGGCAGCAUGUUGCUGAAGCCUUCGGGGAUAGAUUCAGUGAGUGAUGCGAAUGAGGUUGACAUCACUCAUCAGGUCGAUAUACGUGGUUCAGUGUCAAGACUGAUUGAGCUCGUUGAAGGGAUUAGCGUGUCGUCUUUGGAUGAUGAUAAAUCUUCCUACAAAAAGGAUGGUAGUUUCUAUUCAGAAGCACCUACAGGCUAUAUGGUACGAGUUUUCCAAUGGAAGAUGUCUGAACUUAACACUAUUUUGAAGCAGUUUAUGCAUAGUUGUUAUGACCUGUUGAAUGGAAAGGCAAGCAUUGAAAACUUUCUACAAGACCUAAAUUCUACCUUGGAUUGGAUAAUGAACCACUGUUUUUCACUUCAAGACGUUUCGAGCAUGAGAGAAUCCAUAAAGAAGCAUUUCGAUUGGGAUGAAUCACGUAGCGACUGUGAUCUGGAAACAGGGACGAUGGUGCACGUUUCAGAAGUUGAUAAAUCACGUGUUCUAAGAGAACAGUUUCCAUGCUUGGAAAAGGAUAGCAUUUCAAAGAACCAUGAUGUGCCAACAGGAGAGCUGCAAUCUACCUUAACAGAAGAACAUAGAAAAUUGAAAGAAGAGGUUACAAGCGUAGAAUCUGCGAAGAACGAUCUCGAAGCAAAGUUUCAGUCUACGAACGGUGCAAGAGAAACACGAACAAAUCAACUUCAAGAAUCAGAAAAGAAGAUUGUCAACUUGGAGAAGGAAUUAGAAACUCUUAGAGAAUUGAAGGGAACAAUUGAAGGUCAAAUUGUCAAUCAGCAAGUGGUGAAUCAUGAUCUCGAUGCACAGCUAACGGCAGCGAAAAACGAACUAAAUGAGACUCGCAGAAAGUUUACAGCUCUAGAAGUUGAAUUGGACAAUAAAAACAAUUGCUUUGAAGAAUUAGAAGCCACAUGCCUUGAACUGCAACUUCAGCUGGAAAGCACAAGGAAACAAAACCCGAGCAUGGAUCUCGUUCAGGAAGAGAAGCAAUUACGCACGGAAUGGGAGAUAACAACUGCUUCUGAAAGAUUAGCCGAGUGCCAAGAGACGAUUCUAAACCUCGGGAAGCAGUUGAAGGCUCUGGCUACUCCCAAGGAAGCUGCACUUUUAAACAAGGUCAUUCUUAAUCCAAACGACGAAACGCAAACAUUGAGCGUCUCCACCACCACAACCACCCCCACCCCUACGACAGACACAGCCUCGACCCCAACUGUCUCUAAUAUGAAGACGACAAAUAACCGGUUUUCUCUGCUAGAUCAAAUGCUAGCCGAGGAUGAUGCCUUCCCUAAAGAUCAUGAAAUGCUGAAGCCUGUCGAAGUCGAUGCCAAUCACACUUCAACGUCAGACCCGGAUAAGGCAAUCAAUCCACAGAAAGCAGUCCUCAUAUGGAAUGGACAUAAAAAUGGAGUCGACAAAGAUACAGUUGGUAAUUUGGCUAUCGUACCGAGCCGAAAGCAGGGAGAUGGGGAUGGGGGGUUGUGGAGAAAACUCUUAUGGAGAAAGAAGAAAGGCAGGAGCCAUAAAAAGGCCGUUCUAUUCGGCGGAUGAGGUGAAGGAAGCAAAGCACUGAAGUGCAUAACAAGUUAACGACAAGAUUGGCAGCUAAGUUUACUCUUCUUUGACUUCUGGUUUCUGUUUUGUUUGGUUUGUUGCUGCACAAAUAGGAAAUAUAGAUAAUAAGGGAUUGGAUGCUUCCUAAUUUUGCAGGUUUUGUAAUGAUUGAAUGAAUUUGUGAUGUACAUAUGUAAAUCCAUGCCUAAACAUGAACAUAUAACCUGACCAAUGAAUGUUUUUGUGCCUGAUACUCAUGUGACAUGGAUGGUGUUCUACUAUACAUCGCCAGACCUUAUCUUUGUGUUGUUUAAUUGA
Messenger RNA from Cucurbita pepo subsp. pepo (vegetable marrow), 4123 nucleotides. Its product is annotated as filament-like plant protein 7. NCBI's taxonomy places the organism in Eukaryota, Viridiplantae, Streptophyta, Magnoliopsida, Cucurbitales, Cucurbitaceae. The record is from RefSeq and is a predicted model, not a curated record.